Messenger RNA from Phyllotreta striolata, 943 nucleotides. The record is from the annotation of a GenBank genome assembly. Lineage: Eukaryota; Metazoa; Arthropoda; Insecta; Coleoptera; Chrysomelidae.
ACCGAGUUAGAUAACGUUAGAGAUGCUUGUGAUUGUAAUUAUUUGCCUAGUAACAUUAGCAGAUCCUUCAUUUCAAAUCGAUGGAGGCAUCAAUGCGACUUUCGGACAAUUUCCAUGCAUAGCUUCGCUACAAAGAAUAGGUUGUUACGGUAGCCCGAUUACUUUACACGAAUGCAGCGCUACUAUUAUCAGCCCAAAUUACGUACUAACAGCAGCUCAUUGCGUUAACAAACAAGAUGGACAAUACCCCAUUCUUAAGGUUGUCACGGGAUUACUCGAUAUUCGAGGCGGCGACGAAACCUAUCGGCAAGAAGCCGGAAUAGAGAAGAUUAUCAUCCAUCCUGAUUACAAGACAACAUACGAACAAUUCGGUUACAUGGCUCCUAAUGACAUAGCUAUAGUAAAAUUGAACGCUUCAUUGCGAUUCGACAACGCCACCAACUCCGUGAAACUUCCUCGAAAGGAUGAGGAACUCGCCGAAAAGGAGGACGUCCAAUUUGUUGGAUGGGGCUUACAAGUUUGCUUCGAGAAAACGGAAGCAAGAUUACAGACAAUCGAGUAUAACGUACUCAGUUACAAUACUUGUUAUAAUGCUGUGUUGGACGUUUUUAGUGGAAUCGAGAAACUUGUUUUGCUAGAUAAAAAUGUAUCUUUAUGCACUGGACCGAUUAACAGAGGGGCAAAAGUGAAUGUUGACGGUGAUUCUGGCGGCCCAUUAUUAUUGAAUGGUACCGCCUAUGGUAUUCAUUCGUGGAUAUUUGUAUAUUACAACCAAACACCUUCAUUCAGAAUACCAGGACCUUCUGGAAUUUACGUGAAACUAAGCAAAUAUAUUUCUUGGAUUAAAGAAAACGUGGAUGAUUUUCUAGAAUGAAAGUAUGUACAUUUUAAAAUAACAUAGGUACAUACCUACUCAUGUAAAAAUAAUGUAACUUAAAAAAAG